Jaculus jaculus (lesser Egyptian jerboa) is the source of this 3222-nucleotide messenger RNA. RefSeq names its product extracellular leucine rich repeat and fibronectin type III domain containing 2 (gene Elfn2). Gene Ontology annotation, cellular component: plasma membrane. Bases 688 to 3153 code for a protein of 821 amino acids. NCBI's taxonomy places the organism in Eukaryota, Metazoa, Chordata, Mammalia, Rodentia, Dipodidae. Gene Ontology annotation, molecular function: protein binding. The transcript is spliced from 3 exons. The record is from RefSeq and is a predicted model, not a curated record.
UUGUGUGAGGCGCUGCCUCUGCUGCGCCCGGCCAGGACCUCAGACCUCUCUGCUUUGCUGCUGUUGUGGCUUCCCCGGGGGGAACUUCCCUGAGACCUGGGUCAGGGACAGAGCCUCGCUGGCUGCAGGAGAGCUCCCUUUGCCUGCAGAUGUCUGAGGAGGAAGGAGGCUGAUGCCCAGUGAGAGAAGGUCGUGCCUCGAGUCACCGCUGCCAGUACAGGUGCUUGGCCACCCCCAGCAGUCCAAACAGCUGGCGGGCAGAACAGCGAGGAACCAGGUGACAGAUGAGCCUCUUCCUGUCCCCAUCUCUUUUGCGAACCCCCCAGUGCUGCCCUCCCAGCUCCAGUGGGAGUCGUCUGAAGCCCUGAGCCCAGAAUCCAAGAAAGAAGAGGAGGAGGAGGAGGAGGAGGAAGAAGUCAAGGCCUGGGGAGCCUGUGAAUCGCCUCAGUAGAAACAAGAGCUACAUAGGCCCAGUGUCUGCUUGUGGUCCCCCUCCGGGGAGCCCCCAGCCUUGGGUACUGGCUGUGCCCAGAUUAACUGGGGUCCCAGUGCUGGGAGGGGUCGCCCCCAAGAUGGUGGCGGCCCCAAAGAGGACUGUGCUGCCAGCCCUAGCCACUGGCCACUAGAUCCCGUGCGUGCUUGAGCCCCUCUCCCCAGCCUGGCCUGCGAGGGGCGGAGGCGGGCGCCAUGCUGCGCCUGGGGCUGUGUGCCGCGGCGCUGCUGUGCGUGUGCCAGCCGGGCGCCGUGCGUGCCGACUGCUGGCUCAUCGAGGGGGACAAGGGCUACGUGUGGCUGGCCAUCUGCAGCCAGAACCAGCCGCCCUACGAGACCAUCCCGCAGCACAUCAACAGCACGGUGCAUGACCUGAGGCUCAACGAGAACAAGCUGAAGGCCGUGCUCUACUCCUCGCUCAACCGCUUCGGGAACCUCACGGAUCUCAACCUCACCAAGAACGAGAUCUCCUACAUCGAGGACGGCGCGUUCCUGGGCCAGACGAGCCUGCAGGUCCUGCAGCUGGGCUACAACAGGCUCAGCAACCUGACGGAGGGCAUGCUGCGCGGCAUGAGCCGCCUGCAGUUCCUUUUCGUCCAGCACAACCUCAUCGAGGUGGUGACGCCCAGCGCCUUCUCCGAGUGCCCGAGCCUCAUCAGCAUCGACCUGUCCUCCAACCGCCUCAGCCGCCUCGAUGGCGCCACUUUCGCCAGCCUCUCCAGCCUGAUGGUGUGCGAGCUGGCUGGCAACCCCUUCAACUGCGAGUGCGACCUCUUCGGUUUCCUCGCCUGGCUGGUGGUCUUCAACAACGUCACCAAGAACUAUGAUCGCUUGCAGUGCGAGUCGCCGAGGGAGUUUGCUGGCUACCCGUUGCUGGUGCCCCGGCCCUACCACAGCCUCAAUGCCAUUACCGUCCUGCAGGCCAAGUGCCGCAAUGGCUCGAUGCCCUCCCGGCCCGUGAGCCACCCUACGCCCUACUCAACGGACUCCCAGAGGGAGUCUGAUGAGAACUCGGGCUUCAGCCCGGAUGAAAUCCUCUCGGUCGAACCACCAGCCUCGUCCACCACGGAUGCGUCCGCGGGACCUGCCAUCAAGCUGCACCAGGUCACUUUCACCUCGGCCACCCUUGUGGUCAUCAUCCCGCACCCCUACAGCAAGAUGUACGUGCUGGUGCAAUAUAACAACAGCUACUUUUCUGACGUCAUGACUCUGAAAAACAAGAAGGAGAUCGUGACGCUGGACAAGCUGCGCGCACACACCGAGUACACUUUCUGCGUGACCUCUCUGCGCAACAGCCGCCGCUUUAACCACACCUGCCUGACCUUCACCACGCGGGACCCUGUGCCGGGCGACCUGGCGCCCAGCACCUCCACCACCACGCACUACAUCAUGACUAUUCUGGGCUGUCUCUUUGGCAUGGUCAUCGUCCUGGGCGCCGUCUACUACUGUCUGCGCAAGCGGCGGAUGCAGGAGGAGAAGCAGAAGUCAGUCAACGUUAAGAAGACCAUUCUGGAGAUGCGCUAUGGGGCCGAUGUGGACGCUGGCUCCAUCGUGCACGCCGCUCAGAAGCUGGGCGAGCCGCCCGUGCUGCCCGUGGCCCGCAUGUCCUCCAUCCCCUCCAUGAUUGGGGAGAAGCUGCCCACCUCUAAGGGGCUGGAGGCUGGGCUGGACACUCCCAAGGUGGCCACCAAAGGCAACUAUAUCGAAGUGCGCACAGGUGCCGCAGGGGACGGCCUGGCCCGGCCUGAGGACGACCUCCCGGACCUUGAGAAUGGCCAGGGCUCGGCCGCUGAGAUCUCCACCAUCGCCAAAGAAGUGGACAAAGUCAACCAGAUCAUCAACAACUGCAUCGACGCCCUCAAGUUGGACUCCGCCUCUUUCCUGGGGGGUGGCAGCGGCAGUGGGGACCCUGAGCUGGCCUUCGAGUGCCAGUCUCUCCCUGCCGCUGCUUCCGCCUCCUCGGCCACCACCUCCGGGGGGGUGCUCGAACGGCCCAGCUUCCUGUCACCGCCCUACAAGGACAGCUCUCACCACCCGCUCCAGCGCCAGCUGAGCGCUGAUGCCGCCGUGACCCGCAAGACCUGCAGCGUCUCGUCCAGCGGCUCCAUCAAGAGCGCCAAGGUGUUCAGCCUGGACGUGCCCGACCACCCGACCACGGCGGGGCUGGCCAAGGGCGACUCCAAGUACAUCGAGAAGGGCAGCCCUCUCAACAGCCCCCUGGACCGGCUCCCGCUGGUGCCCGCGGGCAGCGGCGGGGGCAGCGGCGGCGGGGGUGGCAUCCACCACCUGGAGGUGAAGCCGGCCUACCAGUGCAGCGAGCACCGGCACAGCUUCCCCGCCCUCUACUACGAGGAGGGCGCGGACAGCCUGAGCCAGCGGGUGUCCUUCCUCAAGCCGCUGACCCGCUCCAAGCGCGACUCCACCUAUUCGCAGCUGUCCCCCAGACAUUACUACUCCGGGUACUCCUCCAGCCCCGAGUGCUCCUCGGAGAGCGCGCACAAGAUCUGGGAGCGCUUCCGGCCCUACAAGAAGCACCACCGCGAGGAGGUGUACGUGGCCGCCGGCCACGCCCUGCGCAAGAAAGUCCAGUUCGCCAAGGACGAGGAUCUCCAUGACAUCCUUGAUUACUGGAAGGGGGUCUCAGCCCAGCAGAAGCUGUGACCCUCUGACCCUCUCCUCUCCCCCCUCCACUCUGCCCCCGGGCGAGGUGAAGGGGAGGGGCUGGGGCAC